Messenger RNA from Salvia splendens (bonfire salvia), 1099 nucleotides. RefSeq names its product omega-amidase, chloroplastic. The record is from RefSeq and is a predicted model, not a curated record. The transcript has 3 exons. Gene Ontology annotation, molecular function: omega-amidase activity. Gene Ontology annotation, biological process: L-glutamine metabolic process; oxaloacetate metabolic process. Bases 5 to 418 code for a protein of 137 amino acids. Gene Ontology annotation, cellular component: mitochondrion. Lineage: Eukaryota; Viridiplantae; Streptophyta; Magnoliopsida; Lamiales; Lamiaceae.
CAGUAUGCGCACCGGUGGUGAUGCAUCGCCUUCAACUGCAAUGCUAUCUGAACUUUCUCGUAGCCUAAAGGUCACGAUAGUUGGUGGUUCCAUUCCCGAACGAAGUGGUGACAGAUUGUAUAACACUUGCUGUGUCUUUGAUACAGAUGGAAAGCUUAUAGCUAAGCACAGGAAGAUUCAUGUGUUUGACAUUGACAUUUCUGGCAAAAUGACCUUCAAAGAAUCAGAGACUCUUAUAGCAGGGGAGACUCCCACCGUUAUUGACACAGAUGUUGGACGUAUUGGUAUAGGCAUAUGCUAUGACAUUCAGUUCCAAGAGCUAGCAGCAAUAUAUGCUUCCAGAGGUACAGUGCCUUGUAACUAUGAGGUCAUCAUUUCAAGUUUCCGAUGCUUCUUCACAUUUGUGAGGUCCACCUGAUUCUUACGAAAUCUUAUUAUUUCUAUUUGCUAGAAGUUGUCUCCAUUAUGAUCUGCUUAAGAUAAAACUCUUAUUCAUCUAUCAAAUAUCUCUAUUAACAAGAAACGGAGGGAGUACUAAAUAGGGCCAAGUGCUUUUGGAGCAUGAUGUCUCUGCAAUGCACAUGGAAACCCAGUCAGCCUCUCUUUUCCAUUGCGUUUGGGAAUCGAAACGCGACACGUUUAAUCAACUCAUCAUUUAUUUUGUCGAAAAAAAUUGAAAUAUUGAAUAUUAUGGGAUAUGUUCUCUUCUAAGGUGGGUCUAACUCACCAUCCACUUAUCAGCUUUGUCGAUUCUGGAAAUAAUCUUUUGAUCUAUAUAUAUCUAUCACUACUUUACAAAAUUUAAUUUACCUUGUAUGGUUAAUUAAAAAAAAUACUACUCCCCCGUCCCAACUUAAUUGUCACUCUUGGAGUGGACACGAGUUUUUAAGAAAAGUUGGUCGGAAAAGUUAGUGGAAUGUGUGACCCACUUGUUUAUAUUGGUUUAUUAAUAAAAUGUGAGUGAAAUGAGUUAGUGGAAUGUGAGAUACUUAUUAUUUUAUGGUAAAAUAAAGUGUGACAAUGAAGUUGAGACUUACCGAAAUGGAAAAGAGUGACAAAUAAGUUGGGACGGAGAGAGUAAUAUUUUUUGUUACUAUAA